AUGCCUACACCACCCAAAAACACCACACAACCAAGCCGGACAAUCGUCCUCAAGCUCUCUUCAACUCUCCUCAGCCGCUUCCCUCAUGAGCGUCCUUCCGUCGACGAGAAGGACAUUAAAAUCAAAGACGCCUCGUCGCCGCCAUCAUCCAUCAGCGGAGAAGCAGGUCUUCAAGCUUCCUCUUUCGACGCAGCGUCCGACGCAGCUUCGACGCCCGCAGCUACUACCGAAACAGGAAAAGCUAAGAAGAGCAAUGGUGCAGGUGGUGCGAGGGGUACAAAGAGAGCCCUUGACAAGACUGGUGAUGCUCCCAAACCAGCUCGAAGCAGGCCUAGCGCAGCCAAGAAGCGAUUGAAAUUGGAUGACAAAACUACCGACAGUUCCAAACUUGUACCGCCGGGCCACAAACUCGGCCCCAAAGCCAACCAAGGCGCCAUCAACGCUGGUCUACGCGCCCUCGAUCGCAGCGGUGCACCAUGUCGCAAAUGGGAACGCAAAUCAUUCCAACUCAAGAGCUUCACCGGCGUCGUCUGGGGGUUAUCUAGCUGGCACACACCCAAGCCACUACCUCAGCAGCAGACACCAGGCGAGUCAAGCGGUGCCGAAGAGGUGAAUGGUGUUACUCCUGCUGCUGUCGCUGCUGUCAAUGGGGAUAGCGAUAGUGUUAGCAAAGCAAACCUCAUGAGCAGUGCUGUGCCGAGUGAGAAGAGCAAUGCGGGCGAGGGUGAGGGCGACGUCUCGUCGCUGCCUCCCAGUACUGCACAGUCUCCGGCCCCUGCUAUUGCGAUGACUGCAUAG
Molecule: messenger RNA, 798 nt
Organism: Talaromyces marneffei
Lineage: Eukaryota; Fungi; Ascomycota; Eurotiomycetes; Eurotiales; Trichocomaceae
Exons: 2
Coding region: 1-798 (265 amino acids)
Biological process (GO): chromatin remodeling
Cellular component (GO): Ino80 complex
Source: RefSeq, a predicted model, not a curated record